AUGGCUUCUUCAUCUUCUCAAUCUCAUUGUUCUUUGAUUCCUAGCAGAACUAUUUUUCUUAUUUCCAUCGUCGGGUUUCUUCUUGUAUCGCAAUCGGAGGCCCUGAAAUCGCCAUUUUCCCCUCGCGACGUGCUUCCAUUACUACCAACAAAGGUCUCAUGGCGAAUUCUGAGCUAUUUCGACAGCGCUGCCGAUCUUCUUCCGUCUUUUGUCGGAGGUGUCUCGUCUUCUGAAAGAACUGUUCAGUGGCAAGGGGCUUGCUUCUAUAAGAACACUGCUUGGCUGGAAUUUCAUAACAACUCUGGCUCUCAAUAUGGUGGUGGUACUCUUCAUAUACAGGCUAGCAAUGCUCAUAGUCCAACGUGCAUGGAUGUUUAUAUCUUUGCAACUCCAUACCGUUGGACGUGGGAUUACUAUUUCCUCUCUAAAGAACAUACUCUCGACUUUCCACAAUGGCAAGGAAAGGAAGAAUAUGAGUAUGUUAAAAAGGCAGGGGUAUCAGUUUUCUUAAUGCAAGCAGGAGUAUGGAGAAGCAUAGAAGCAUUAUACAAAAUGGUGCCAUUAUUUAUAAACUCAGAGUGGGGAGAGGAAUCGAACAUAAAAUUUCUAGAGAAUGAAAUGGGUACUACCUUCAAAGAAAGGCCUCAUCCAUGGGCUACUAAUCUCAAUCCUGACGAUAUCCACUCUGGAGAUUUCUUAGCACUCUCUAAAAUCCGUGGCCUUUCAGGUGCCUUUGAGACUUUAGAAAAAUGGGUUACUGGUUCUUACGCUGGUCAUUCUGCUCUUUGCUUGAGAGAUUCUAAAGGAGUUUUGUGGGUUGCUGAAUCUGGCCGUUCAAAUGGUGGAAUGGGGGGUGAAAAUAUUGCUCUUUUACCAUGGGACAAGUGGUGGGACUAUGAACUGAAUAAAGAUGAAUCAAGUCCUCACAUUGCAUUGCUUCCAUUGCAUCCUGAUUUAAGGGCAACGUUUAAUGAAACUGCUGCUUGGGAGUAUGUAAAAUCCAUGGUUGGCAAACCAUAUGGCUAUCAUAACUUGAUUUUUAGCUGGAUUGACACCACUCAAGGAAACUUUCCAUCUCCUUUGGAUGCCCAUAUGGUUGGUUCAGCUAUGACAAUAUGGAAUCAAAUGCAGCCAAGCUUUGCGGGAAAGUUGUGGAAUGAAGCUCUUAACAAACGACUUGGAACAAAGGGGCUUGGGCUAGCUGAGAUUCUAGUGGAAGUUGAAAAAAGAGGAUCAUCUUUUGGGGAAUUACUGGCCAUUCCUGAAGAGGAUGAGUGGACUUAUAGUGAUGGGAAAUCAGCAACAUGUGUUGCUUUUGUGGUUCAAAUCUACAAGGCUGCUGGCCUUUUUGGUCCACUUACUUCCUCAAUUCAAGCCACAGAGUUCACUGUAAAAGAUGCAUACACACUAAAGUUUUAUGAAAGCAAUUUAAGUCGCCUUCCUAAGUGGUGUAAUGCUGGGGACAAUGAGAAUAAGCUUCCAUAUUGUCAAAUUCUUGGAAAGUAUAGAAUGGAAUUACCUGAUUAUAAUACCAUUAGUCCCUAUCAACAUAUGAAUGAAAAAUGCCCUUCUCUUCCAAAUUACUCCCAUCCAAAGGAUUGCUAG
This is a messenger RNA of Benincasa hispida (wax gourd), 1605 nucleotides long. RefSeq lists its product as uncharacterized. Lineage: Eukaryota; Viridiplantae; Streptophyta; Magnoliopsida; Cucurbitales; Cucurbitaceae. The record is from RefSeq and is a predicted model, not a curated record.